AAGCUCAUUCAUAGAGAGAAAUGGAAACAAAAGACGAGACUCUGAAAUCGCCGAUCGCCAUUAGCUGUGCCAAGGCUGCAAUGCUGCUCUCUUCACUGAAAUCUUCCCCAAAUUACCUCCUCGAAUCUACGAACAACGACGAAGACGAGGAAAAGGAGAUGAUGAGGAGAGAGAUCGGAUAUUUGAGGCUGGAAUUGACGAGGGAGCGAAUGAAGAGGAGGAGGAUCAAGCUGUGCGGCUUGAUGGAGUUGAUCCUUCAGGUCGUAGUUCUGAUGAUUUCGAGUUUCUUUUUGAUUCUCGCAUUCAAGUCUUCUUAAAGACGAUAACCACACGCCUAGAAACACAUAACGACCAUCAACCUUGUGUUCUAGAACUGGUCUUACAAAUUGUUUUCAAGAAAAUUUUCUUGAGAAGGUCUAGGAGGACGGUUCAAGGAUUCUAAACUGGACUCCACGGUGGUGUUGAGUAGAUAAUCAGAUGAGUAAGCUGCCUUUGUUUCUAUAUUUUAGUAAAGUUUGUAGAAAUUU
Rubroshorea leprosula is the source of this 527-nucleotide messenger RNA. The record is from the annotation of a GenBank genome assembly. Lineage: Eukaryota; Viridiplantae; Streptophyta; Magnoliopsida; Malvales; Dipterocarpaceae.